AUAAAAAAAAUAACAUUUCCAAAUUUACAUUUGUAAAGAACAAAAAACCAAUCUCCCUAACAUGUUUUCUUUUGCUCCCUUGUUUUGUAAGAAAUAAUUUUUGACAAAAUUCCGAUGCUCCGCACGUGAAUUCUCUUCCUCCCUUCGCGCGUGUCUCCGAUCAGGAAUUGUUGAUGGGUGCCCCUAAACAGAAAUGGACAGCAGAAGAAGAAGCUGCCCUCAGGGCAGGAGUUUUGAAGCAUGGAACUGGCAAAUGGCGCAAUAUACUUUCAGAUCCUGAGUUUAGUUCCGUCUUGCAUUCUCGCUCAAAUGUGGAUCUCAAGGAUAAAUGGAGAAAUAUAAAUGCAACAGCCAUAUGGGGAUCAAGGCAAAAGGCCAAGCUUGCUCUUAAAAGAAAUCUGUUGGUCGCUAAACAUGAUGAUAACCCCAUGGCUCUAAUCACCGUACCCCCAAGAGAAGAAGUUGUUGAUGCUAAGCCCCUUGCAGUUUCUAGUGGAACACCAAGGGCAACUGGUUCCAAAAAACCAAUUUCAAGGUUGGACAAUAUUUUAUUAGAGGCUAUCACUAGUUUGAAAGAGCCAAGUGGUUCUGACAGAGCUUCAAUUGCUUUAUACAUAGAGGAGAAAUACACCGCUCCACCAAACCUCAAGAAGCUGUUGGCAACAAAAUUAAAGCUGUUGGUAGCAAAUGGAACACUGAUAAAGGUAAAGCACAAGUACAGGAUUGCGCCACGUUCAACAAUUUCUGAAGCAAGAAGAUCUCCUCCAGUUCCUUUGGAAGGAAGGCAGAAGGAUUCUUCCAAAGCAGAGAAGAAGGGCAUCAACAUUCUUACUAAAACCCAAGUUGAUGCAGAGUUGUCAAAAAUGAGAAGCAUGACUGCAGAAGAGGCUGCUGCAGCUGCUGCACGAGCAGUUGCAGAGGCAGAAGUUGCAAUUGCAGAGGCUGAAAAGGCAGCAAGAGAGGCAGAGGCAGCAGAAGCUGAAGCAGAAGCAGCAAAAAUUUUUGCUAAAGCGGCAGAGAAAGCAUUUAAGUCUCGGAUGCUAGUUACCUGAUGGCAUAAAUGGAUAGAUACCUACCAUUUGGUAGUUUGUUGCUGGAACCAUGCAUCAGACUUGACAUCAUGCUUGCCUCGUAUAUCAACUACAGUCAUGUCUAUAACCGUAAAUAUAAUAGGCUUGUAAAGAGGAAAAUGUGAGAUUAAUCCAUGGAGUCCUGCUUCUUUUUGAACAAACAUUUGGUGAGGAGCUUAGAGGUUUUUGUGAUUCUAUAACUUUAUCAUGAAGUCAAGGGUACAGAUAUAGCAAAAGAAAUAGAAUUAGGCAUUUAUGAUGGCAUGCUUGAGAUAUGAUCUGUCUUUUCCGAAUACAAUUAAACUGCAAUUUUGCAAGUGGGUAUUCAAGCAAUGUAUUGUUGUUGUUGGCUAAUGACCACUUAAGUAAAGGAACCUCUCUUUCUCUGGGGUUGAGGGUUGCAGUCUAGUCAUCUUUUCGUUUGAACUGCAACCAUAUCAUCUGUCUGCUAAAAAUGAUUUGCUUCCUCAAAAAUUGAAUGAUUAUAUAGCUUUCUGUGAAGUUUGUAGGUCCAUACUUUUAUCAGAUUGGAAGCAGGAGCUCAGGUAACCUAUAAUACAACUACAUUACCAUGAUGAAGCCCUUUGGUCCUGGGUAGCUAUGCGGAAACAACAAUAUGCUUAACCACCAAGCUGGGUCGACUUAAAUUUUUCAAACCAUAGGCCUGUUCAUGUUUUCUUCUGCCUUUAAACGUGCAAUCGCUACAUAUCGUAACAAGUAGGAAGGAAAAUUGGCUAAUUAAACACAGGGACACUGAGGUGCAACUUUUGAUCCUGGUUUAGCUUACAACAAUCCAGUAUAAGAUUUUCCCUAGUUACUGAACUUGUUGCCAUAGAAUAGAUCAUUUUUAAAACUAUUAGAGCCUACAAAAACUUGGUUUGUAAAUUUACUAACCUCUUUCUGGUUACAGUUAAAUCACUGAGACAGGAGAGACCAGAGUCCUAAUCUUCAACAAACAUGGGAAAAGCCUCAAGUCAUCGUCCUUAGAACAUCUGUCAAAUGAAGCUGCAAUGGCCAACGAGCUAUACACAAGGUUUUACUACCCGCUACCCAGGCCUUCCCAAAAUUUUGAUAUUGAUUAGUUCAAAGCAUCAUAGAAAUGGCUUUGAAUUUGCAAACUCUCCAAGGUGGCUCCACUUCUACCUAAUUUUAGCUCACAAUAGGAAUGG
This is a messenger RNA of Durio zibethinus, 2239 nucleotides long. RefSeq names its product telomere repeat-binding factor 2-like. Gene Ontology annotation, cellular component: nucleosome. Lineage: Eukaryota; Viridiplantae; Streptophyta; Magnoliopsida; Malvales; Malvaceae. Gene Ontology annotation, molecular function: double-stranded telomeric DNA binding. Gene Ontology annotation, biological process: nucleosome assembly. The record is from RefSeq and is a predicted model, not a curated record.